Molecule: messenger RNA, 6705 nt
Organism: Bubalus bubalis (water buffalo)
Lineage: Eukaryota; Metazoa; Chordata; Mammalia; Artiodactyla; Bovidae
Gene: ARMCX3
Product: armadillo repeat containing X-linked 3
Exons: 5
Coding region: 523-1662 (379 amino acids)
Cellular component (GO): mitochondrion
Molecular function (GO): protein binding
Source: RefSeq, a predicted model, not a curated record
GUAGGUCUCACGUGACCAAGAGCUGACGUGUGCAGAAGUCCUUCUUGUUCUGGUCGUUGUUCCCGUCUGAGUAUCAGCUCCCCAUUGCCCCGAGGGCCAGUGGGCCUGCAGCAGAGGAAAGAAGGAGGAGGAGAAGGAGAUUGUCCCGGAUCCGUGCAGUCUUUCCGUAGGUUGCGGCACCACACCAGGCUAGAGAAGAGGAAGGAAAUUAACCCCGAUCCGUGAAGGUCGAUUUGAGGGUCUGCUGUAGCAGGUGGCACCAGUUUAAACGAGGGAGGAAGUUUCCUCGGAUCCGUAGAGAUUGCAAGGGUUGUUGGGCGUGGCACACCUCCAGGGGAGGGGAGAAGGGGCAAACUGCCUGUCUGGAGGAGGUCCACCUCCAGAAUCAGUUGUCGCGGCCUUGAAGUGGCUGAAGACGAUCAUCCUCCACAGGCCUGCACCCAGGCCAGGCCCAUAGCCCUCCUCCCCCAGCCUGAGUGACUACUCUGUUCCUUUGUCCCUGAUACCAUCAGGGACGAUUGCAUGGGCUACGCCAGGAAAGUAGGCUGGGUGACUGCGGGACUGGUGAUUGGGGCUGGCGCCUGCUACUGCAUUUAUAGACUGACCAGAGGAAGAAAACAGAACAAGGAGGAAAUGGCUGAGGGCGGGUCUGGGGAUGUGGAUGAUGUUGGGGAUUGUCCUGGGGCCAGGUACAAUGACUGGUCUGAUGAUGAUGAUGACAACAGUGAGAACAAAGGUAUAGUAUGGUACCCACCUUGGGCCCGGAUUGGGACUGAGGCUGGAACCAGAGCUAGGGCCAGGGCAAGGGCCAGGGCCACCCGGGCUCGUCGAGCUGUCCAGAAAAGGGCUUCCCCCAAUUCAGAUGAUACUAUUUUGUCCCCUCAAGAGCUGCAGAAAGUUCUUUGCUUGGUUGAGAUGUCUGAAAAGCCUUAUAUUCUUGAAGCAGCUUUAAUUGCUCUGGGUAACAAUGCUGCUUAUGCAUUUAACAGAGAUAUUAUUCGUGAUCUGGGUGGUCUCCCAAUUGUUGCAAAGAUUCUCAAUACUCGGGAUCCCAUAGUUAAGGAAAAGGCUUUAAUUGUCCUAAAUAACUUGAGUGUGAAUGCUGAAAAUCAGCGCAGGCUUAAGAUAUACAUGAAUCAAGUCUGUGAUGACACAAUCACUUCUCGAUUGAACUCAUCUGUGCAACUGGCAGGUCUAAGAUUGCUUACGAACAUGACUGUUACUAAUGAGUAUCAGCACAUGCUUGCUAAUUCCAUUUCAGACUUUUUCCGUUUAUUUUCAGCAGGAAAUGAAGAAACCAAAUUUCAGGUUUUGAAACUCCUUUUGAAUUUGGCUGAAAAUCCAGCCAUGACUAGAGAACUGCUCAGGGCCCAAGUGCCAUCCUCGCUGGGUUCCCUCUUUAAUAAGAAGGAGAACAAAGAGGUGAUUCUUAAGCUUCUGGUCAUAUUCGAGAACAUAAAUGACAAUUUUAAAUGGGAGGAAAAUGAAUCUACUCAGAAUCAAUUCAGUGAAGGUUCACUUUUUUUCUUUUUAAAAGAAUUUCAGGUGUGUGCUGAUAAGAUUCUGGGGCUAGAAAGUCAUCAUGAUUUUUUGGUAAAAGUGAAAGUUGGAAAAUUUGUGGCCAAACUGGCUGAGAAUAUGUUCCCAAAGAGCCAGGAAUAAGUUCUUGAUUUUGUAGUUUAGAAGCAACACAUGUUGUAAACUCUUCCUUUUCUCCACCUUGUCUAUAUGGUAAAGGAAUCCUUUCAGCUGCCAGUUUUGAGUUAUGAAUAUCAUAUUGUAUCAUCAAUGCUGAUAUUUAUCUGAGUUGGUCUGCAGGCCUAAGCUGGAUGAAUGAAUAUCACUACCUGUUCUGAAAAUGUUUGUUGCUUUUUAUCUCACUGCCUAGAUUGAAAUAUUUUUACUAUUUCUUCUGCAUAAGUGACAGUGAACCAAUUCCUCAUAAAUAAGCUCCCUCCUGUCAUUUGCAUUGACUGCAUUUGUGUAUCAUCAAUGAAGUUGUGUGCUAAUGCUGAAAGAAAAAAGAAAGAGAGAAACCAUACUUAUCUUUCGGUUUAUAAUCUAGUUGGAGAGAUAAGAAACAUACAAACAAAAAGAAAACAAUAUCUCAAGCAUAUACUCUUUGUUAAUAUUCGCACUCAGAGCACAGAGAAAGCAAAGGUUUCUGCAGGAUACAGUAGUCAGCUACAGAUUUAUGGAGGAAGUGUUCAUUUAAAAUGAAUCCUCAGUGGGGUAGGUAGGUAGGGAGUUCCAUGUGAUGGGAGAGAAGGGGAACUGGUGUGAGAAUGGCAUGGAGGUAGGAACUCUUGCUGUGACAGUGAGGAGACUAGUCUGUUCAGAGUGGAAAGUGUGACUGGAAGUAAAUAAAUUUGGAAAGUUGGCUGAAGCCAGUUUGUGGAGAACUGUUUGAAUAUUACCUCACCGAACGCUGAGAGCCAGUGAAUAAUUUUGACUAGAAAGAGAAAUUGGAAUUCAUAUAGAAGUCCCUUUCUCACCUACUGUGCAGUGUCUUUGAGAGUAUGGCAAAAAUGGAGCCUUUAAAACCCUGGUGAUAGGAAUUCGCUUACACUGGCACAAGGUUUGCAGAGGGCCAUUUGGUAAUACAUAUCAUUAGCCUUAAAAUAUGUAAUCCCUUUGUCCUAAGGAAAUAAUUGAAUCAUUGGCCAAAGAUUGUAUGUACAAGGCUGUUUAUCCCAGCACUGUGUGAAAUAGUAAAAAUUGAAAACAACUUUAACAAUUUAGCACACUGGACUGGUUACAUAAAUUAAGGAAUAUUCACAUCAGUCAGUCAGUUCAGUUGCUCAGUCGUGUCCAACUCUUUGCGACCCCAUGAAUUGCAGCACGCCACAUGGUGUAAGAUAAAUAUGUCAAUUGCAAUCCAUAUUGUCAGGGAAUGAUAUUCAUCAUGCACUGUUAAGUGAGAAAGGUAGGUUAGAUAGGAGUCUUCUUAGUAUGAUUCAAUUUUUCUGAGAAUAUAAGAUAUUUAAGUAGACACUAAAAACUCUGGAAUUACAGACAUCCAUAUAGUAACAGUGAUUGUCUUUGGGUGGAAGGAUAGUGUAAUUUUUACCUUUUUACUUUUUAUUCAUCUAUGUGUUCUUAUUAACCUAAAACAAAUACUGAUUUUUCAAAAGUUUUUGCAAAAGGAAAGUGUUGGGAAUGGAGCAGGUGAUUGAUUGGAGCAUGAACUGAGUAUUUACAUUAAACAUAAGAUGGGUUGAAGUUUUCUCUCUGAAAUAAUAGAAGAGUGCUAAAGAUGGGGCUCACUGUAAGAAUUAAAUGAAGUAAUAUAUGUGAAAUACUUAGAAUUUUCUGGCACAUAGCAAUUAAUUAAGAAAAUUGAGCACACUUAGUCCCUUAGAAUUCAGGGUCGAUAGUUGUUCUGGUUGACCUUUGUGUUGCUGGGGGCAUUCUGCCAUGUGUCAGCAUCAUUUAAUAAAUAGUAACAACAAUAAAAGUUAGCAUUUAUUAAGUGACUACUGUGUAGAGUGAUGUCAUUCCUGCAAGGCAACUGUUAACAAUAGUUUCUCAAAGAAAUAGGCUUUUCCUUUUACUACGUACUCAAGGUGUUUUAUCAGACAUGAUCUCACCUGCCCUUACAAUGUAUUGUUGGUCAGUUUGGGGAUGUUAUCCUACUUUAUACAUGAGGCCAGGAAAGGGUAAAAUCUCUGUUCAGUUAUGAUCUGGUUUUAGCCCCAGGCUUCCAUAUACUUACUCAAAUGUUGCCUACAAUAGACAAAAGGACCAUGGACUGAUCAGCUUGAAGUUGUUGGGUAUGGUGACUCUAUUGAAUCAUGCUGGGGCUCCUUUGACAUCAGUUUUAAGGGUGGAAUGAGGGUAAAGGAAUUAAAAUUUUUUAUUGCUCUAUUAUUAGGCAGGAAACAAAGAUUUGGGAGGGAAAGCCUUAGCCAUUUAAAAUAAAUUAACUUUGAGAUACCUGUGUGACAUCUAGAUGGAUAUACCCUAAUGUCGUUUUAGUGUAUUGAUCUGGUGCUCAGAAAAGACCAGGCUGCCGAUACAGAUUUGGGGGCCACCAGAGAAGAAAUGAUAAAUAAGGACAUGGGAGUGGAUGUGAUCCCCAGAGAGAAGGUUCAGAGUGUAAGAGUGGAAAGCAGCACAAAGAACUGGAUAAGGGAUUGUGGCAGCUGGGGGAAAGAAGCAUCAAAUUCCAACUGUGGAUACCCUUCGAGAUACUAACUAUCAGUAUACCUAUAUAGUCUGUACAUCAAAUUGGAUGAUACUGUAGGUGAAGUUUCAGAACCUGAUUUAAAUUUUGUCUACUUUUCUUCUAAAAUGUAUUCAUUGGAGAUACUUAAGAAAAUAGAGACAAUAAGAACAAACUUGUUCCCUCACCCAGAUCUGUAUCGUGAACAUCUAAAAAAUAUUCUGAUCAAGCCACAUUGGACUGGGGUGCUGAGUGACUUUUUGACCUGGGGUGGCAAUGAGGUGAACUUGGGUAAUAAAAAGCCACCCUGCAGCAGGGGCACAGGCCUGACUAGUGUCCAUCUGCUCCACAGGUCUCUUUUCUCAUCCUCUCCUCCCUUCCCAUUCUCCUUCCCUUUCCCUCCUUCACACUUUUCUCUUAUUUCCUCCUCUGAGAGACCAUUGACAGUAGUCUCUUUGUGCUUCUGUGUCUUUUGGGGGUGAUCGUUUCAUCUCCAUGACACCAGGUCAUGCACCAGUGGGCAUUUGAUACAGAAUGAUAAUUGUCGUUGCUGUGGUAACAAGAUGACCCUGGGUAUGUAUGGCUGGAUGCCAAGACUUUUCAGACCGUUGUUGAACAGAAACUGAGAAAGCACCAGUCUUAGUGCAGAUCAGCCCUGUGUGCAUUGCAUGAAUUUUGAUGUCCCAUACCUGGUAUUAUUUGAAACUGAGUCACCCGGACUUUGGGAAGUGCUGUGUGAGACAGAUGUGUGACUGCCUGGUCCAGGGAAGACACAGGGCCGGCCCAGCCACACUCUGAUGUCCUGAUGCUUUCACAUCAGAGGUGCCACUCAAACAUUUUGGGAAGGGCACCCUUCUAGAAUAGUAGCCGUGAUUGUGGCAGCUCAUGGGGGCAGGGAGGAGCCAGUGUCCUUUCUUUAGAAAGGAUGGCAGUUUCUUGGAAACAGGAAGUUAGAAACUCAAGGAUAUUCUGCUAUUUUGUUUUUAUCUACUGAUUUUUAGGAAUUUAAGUGGGUCUAUUCCGGGCAAAUGUGUUCAAAGGUGAUUUUACAAAGAUGGAGUAUAGUUCUCUUACAAAUUGUCACCCAAAGCAUUAUAUUUAAAGCUCAGGAAACUGGUUUUCUAUUUUUAAAUUCAUAUUUUACUUGCCUUAUUUCAAAAGAGAUUCUAAGUGUAGAUUUAGCAAAUUGAUGUAGUUCAGGCAAAUUUUGUGUUUAUGCCUCUGUUUGGUUAAUUUCUCUAUUCCCUUGAGAGUGGUUUUUUGAAGAAUGAUUAUGACUAUUUUCAAUGCUAACAUUUUACAUUCAUUCUUCAUCAUAUCCCAGACUGAAAAUUUUUUUUCCUGAUUUCUCUGUUCAAACUGUGGCUCUUCUUGCUUUUAAACCAGAACUAUCAUGCUGCCAUCUCUGGAUGCAGAAGACUAGGAUAUUGACCCCUGAGGUGUGGUAUCAAGCAGGAUAACACAUAUUUACUUUCAGAGAUGUGUAUCUCCAUGCUUUUCCCUCUCCACUGUGUCUUUCUCAGGCCUUGUGUUAAGGGCUUGGGCAUUGUUGGGUUUGGGGACAAGCCUGAGGGGAGGGAGGGAGUGGGGAAGAAGCCUUACUGGGGGUAGCUUCAUUCUAACAGGUUCAUGUCAAAGGAAUUUGAUCCAGCACUGACAGUGGGCUAAGUGUAACUCUUUGACCCUUGUUGACCAUUUACAUUUUAAAAAGUGAAAGAGUAAGUGUAGUACAAGCAUCUUUGGGUAUUAGAACAUUUCUAAGUUUGUGCAUGGACAUAACAUGUUAUUAAAUUGAGUGGAUUUUCUCUUUUGAAAAUAAAAUAAAAAAAAAAAAGACAGAAUGAGAGUCUGUUACUCUAAGAAAUGUAAUUACCAAGUAGAACAGAUUUUUAGUGUUGGCUGCUCAGAACAUUCUGUCCUUAAGAUGGAUGUACAUCAGGAACCACAUUAUCAUCAGAAGGUUGUUUAUUUAGUGCUUAGGGAAUUGGGGCGAGCUGACUUAGCUAGAUGUUGGUGCUGUCAAAGAAGAAGAACCUGAUGCACCCAUGUCAAUUAUGGGGGUUGACUUGUGUCUGAAAUCAAAUACUUGUAUUCAAGAGCUAGAGCAUGUUUCUCUCUGUACACAAUUAGAAAUUUUGUCUGCCCAGAUGACCCUUAGCCAGAGGUGGAUUAUCAGUUGAUGGUAGUUUUGUGACUGUUAAGAUAUAUUAUCAAUUAGUUUCCAUACAGGAUUUGAGAAAUGUAUAUUUUACAACAGGAGAAAACUGUAGUAUUUGUAAUGCAUUCCCUCCUACAUAUUGAUUAGUAUCUCCCUUUUCUGAACCUUUCUUAUGAGUAAUGAUAAUGUGUUACUGAUUUUUUGGAAACCAAGGUAAAAUAAAUUGUUACCUCUUUAGUUUUUUUCCCAUUUCUACUUCAGUUUUCUGUUUGCUAAAAUGUGGUGUAACUAUAAUCUUGCUAAAUUUUGUGGCUAUAUUUCAAUAAGCUGUAAUGAAAAUUCUGACAUAAUGAAAUGGAUCAAUAAAAGAAUUUAAUUUUAA